UGCAUUUUGUGUAUAAUCCAACUGCCAACGUAGCACCAUCACAGCAGACCGAUCAUCCCGCCCCCGCCGCCAUGUUCGCGUCCAAGCUCGGCUACAAGGGCGCGCAGACGCGGUUCAACUUGCUGCUGCUUGAAGAUGGCGAGUUCUUCCUCGAUGAUUUUAGCGUGCAUCGCUAUCUCGAGCCGAAUCCGGACACGCACCGGGGCGACUGAAGAUGUGCACGCGCGGCUUCUUUUUCGAGCCCCAGGACAGUAAUUUGCCCAUUUUGAGGUUCUUUUUCCGCGAUAUGAAGGAAAUGCCAGUAGCGGAGAUACACGAGCAUCCACAGGCCAGCGACUGUGCUAUUUUCCUAACGUUUAAGGUCUCGUCAGUGGUGGAGAUGAAGGAGAGAGGAGUCGACCACCCUUACGUACAGAAGGAGACCAGCGCGGAGAGCUCAGGAGUUCCAGAGAAAUACAUCUUCUCUCUACUACACUCCAAGAUCGAGGAGUUCUUGAAGAACGUGCGGCCGAUCUGGGAGCUCGCACACAAGAAGGGAGUUAUGAACAAGGUGGACGAAGAAGCGCUACUAGAACCGGUACUAACACCGAGACAAACGGACCAGUUCGAUUCGAGCUUGUUGGUGGAUUUCCGGGAACGUCCAUUGCUGACGAAAGGCAAAUUGGUCGACCGGAUUGUGCCACUACUGAAGUAUCCAGGCUGUUUGAUGCUGACGAACCAGCGACUAUAUUUCCAGCCGGCGCAAGUGAAUAACGUUGGAGAUCCGGUACUUAACUGGGCGUACAAUACAAUCGAGUAUUUGUACAAACGACGUCAUAUGCUCAAGCAGACUGGACUCGAAAUCUUCCUCAAGAACGGCGAGAGCUUCUUCUUUAGCUUCAGAAACCACGUUGAUCGGGAUGAAGUCUACGAUAUGAUGGUGAAUCAACCGGAUUUAAAGCACUUACAGCAGACGGAUCUGGAGUCGAUGCUGCGUAAGUGGCAGCAGCGUGAAGUGUCGAAUUAUGAUUACUUGGUGUAUUUAAACAACGCAGCUGGGCGCACUAAGAACGAUCUGACGCAAUAUCCAGUGUUUCCGUGGGUUUUAAACGACUACCAGAGUGCAUCAAUCGACUUGUCGGACCCUGCAGUGUAUCGUGAUCUAUCAAAACCCAUCGGUGCGUUAAACGAAGAGCGUCUGGAGUUCUAUAAAGCACGAUUCGAAGCGAUGCCGCGAGGGAUGGAGGAUGAGGGAUUGCCGCCUCCGUUUUUGUAUGGCACACACUACUCCACCCCCGGAUACGUGCUCUACUAUUUCGUACGCAUGGCUCCGGAGUAUAUGCUGUGUCUCCAGAACGGCAAGUUUGACGCCCCAGAUCGACUCUUCCAGAGUAUUCCGAGCACCUGGAGCAGUUGCAACACGAACCAUGCUGACCUGAAAGAGCUGAUCCCUGCCUUCUUCGACGAUUCCAUGUCACCGGAAGAGUGGCUCUGCAACGGAAAGAAUCUUGACCUCGGAACCACGCAAAAGCUAACAAGGGUUGGCGACGUUGAGCUUCCUGCGUGGGCAUCAAGUCCAUCUACUUUCGUUCGAAUCAACCGGGAAGCUCUGGAGAGUGAAUACGUCUCAGAACACCUUCACGAGUGGAUCGACUUGAUCUUUGGUUGUAAGCAACGUGGCGAAGCUGCCAUCGAGGCUAACAAUUUGUUUUACUACCUGUCAUAUGAGGGCUCUGUGGAUCUCGAGACGAUCACGGAUCCAGUGGAGAAGUGCUCGUUUGAAGCCCAGAUCCAGGAGUUUGGCCAAACCCCGAAGCUGCUGUUCUCUGGUGCACAUCCUUCUCGUAACGAUGUCGGUAAAGCUGUAGCAAUCGCUACACCCGAUUUGAUCCCGUCGCCACGUAAGCUCGAGGAAUCAAAUGGCGCAGCUAACGGUUCGUCAGCCAGUGAAGUCGAGACUCGCACUCGAGAAGACAGCGUUUUAGGCGAGAACACAUCCUAUGACGAGAUCGAAGAGGAAGAUAACACCACGGGCAAUCGACGCAGUAUGUUUGCAUUCCGGACUCGCUCGUUUGGCGCCGUACCGAAGCAAGCGCAACGCUUUGUGGGAGGUAUUACAGCUCAGCUUCGUCGCCGCAUGAGUGCGGAGUCAUCUAGACGCUGGAAUUGGGCGUUUGGGACGAACAGCGAUGCUUCUUGGGCACCGUCAGCGCACUACAUGCUGCAUGCAGGCGAGGUUACUUCGCUGGUUCUGGGGAAGGAUGGGCGUGCGUUAUUCUCAACAUCAAAAGACUCGACUUUCAAGGUUUCAGCAACUCUGGACGGCACGUUACGACGUAAUUUGUCAUGCAAUCUGGCGCUAUCCUGUUGUGAUGUGUCGGCCGAUGAGAAGUAUGUCUUCGUUGGAUCCUGGGACAACUGCAUCUACAUGUAUUCUAUGGACGUUGGCCGAGUGAUCGACCAGAUCACAGCUCAUGACGACGGUCUGUCGGCUGUCUGCGUCUUUGAAGAUCGCUUGCUUUCGAGUUCAUGGGAUGGAUCAAUUAAAAUGUGGCACUAUACACCGAAAGGGAUUGCUACAGCUCCUUUGUCGACAUUUAUGGAAUGUGAAGAAUCCGUGGUCAAACUCGCUGUAAGUGCGGAUGGCUCCACGGGUGCUGCCGCUACAAGAAAUGGUGCGUACUCAGCGAGUUAUUUUACACCCCUCGUACUGAUUUAUAGUAUUUAUUUGUUCUCGUAGGGAUCGUGUACCUGAUUGAUUUGCGCACAAACGAGUUGAUCCGAAAACUGUUUGCGAGUCCAGUACACCAGGCAGAAAUCUGUGGCUUGACCUUCUGUGGUGGAGCGUCCACUAUUGCCUGCAUGAGCACAGCGAACGAACUUUCUGUCUAUCAAACGGAUGGCACACGAAUGGUGACUGUCAAUGUGAACGCGGAUGGACCUGUCCGAUGCUUCGACUCAGACGGAGAAUACGCAGUUGGAGGAACGUCUACAGGCAAGCUGCUGUUUUGGAAACUUGAUGAACCUACAGGUCAGGAGCAAGUGCUGGAGAUCCCGGAAGCACACGACCAGGGCGUGUCAGCGCUUACUGUUAGUCCUCAUGGCUCCACGAUUGUGUCGGCAUCUGCCGAUGGAGGAAUUCGCAUCUGGCAGCUACGCCGCAAGACUGCUUCUCGUGGCCGUCUCCCUGCUUUCUUCUAGACCACGUGGAUACGCCGGUGAAUACGCUAUCCUGGACGUGCUCAAUCAGUUUGAAUUGCGGUAGAUAUACAUAUGUCAAUGUUUAUUCUGUUUAGACUCUUGGGUUCUUAUUGGGAAUUGGGAUGAGCA
Molecule: messenger RNA, 3309 nt
Organism: Phytophthora nicotianae INRA-310
Lineage: Eukaryota; Oomycota; Peronosporomycetes; Peronosporales; Peronosporaceae
Exons: 7
Coding region: 215-2719 (834 amino acids)
Molecular function (GO): protein binding
Source: RefSeq, a predicted model, not a curated record